AUGAAUGAUAUUGGUCGAAUGUUCAAGGGAGACACGAUGUGGGUUGAUUGGAUCAAUGACUACAAGUCAAGGAUAUAUGAUACCCUGGAUGGCCUUGCCAUUGAUAUUGAUGUGGCUGGUGUUGACAAUGCAACAGGCAUUGGGUUCGUGACCUAUCUUGAUGAAGAAGCAUUUGACAAAGUCAUGCCGGGGACUGGGGGCGCAGGAUCAACGGCUUUGCCUCCACCAGUCGAAGAGGGUCUAGUAGGAAUGGACAAGAAUGGAUCAGCAGCGUUAGCAGAUCUAACUGGAGACGAACUGGCUCAUGGGCAAGGCGCUCCGUCAGAAAAGAAAUAUGAAAGUGAAAUGGCAAUGUGAUGAGUCUAUUUUCUUUGGAACGUGGCCCAUGAGUAGCGCCAUAUGUCCGUGUAUGUAGAGUUACUAUUGAGUUUAUGUAACAUAUUGUAAGCCAACCUCUGAUGCCGCCGCUUA
Molecule: messenger RNA, 471 nt
Organism: Seminavis robusta
Lineage: Eukaryota; Bacillariophyta; Bacillariophyceae; Naviculales; Naviculaceae
Source: the annotation of a GenBank genome assembly